Messenger RNA from Gymnodraco acuticeps, 4582 nucleotides. It is a transcript of the gene cnih2, whose product is annotated as cornichon family AMPA receptor auxiliary protein 2. The transcript is spliced from 6 exons. Gene Ontology annotation, biological process: regulation of AMPA receptor activity; vesicle-mediated transport. Lineage: Eukaryota; Metazoa; Chordata; Actinopteri; Perciformes; Bathydraconidae. The coding region runs from base 1400 to 1897 and encodes 165 amino acids. Gene Ontology annotation, cellular component: synapse; dendrite. The record is from RefSeq and is a predicted model, not a curated record.
UGGACGAGCGUUAGAACAUCAAGCGUGAUAGAAAUAUUUCUCUCGCAGUCUAAGAAAUAGAGGUAGAGACCGACAGGGACAGCAGACUCAGCUUUUAACAUCUCAGAAAGAGACUUAAAGAAAGAGGACAACAAGGCAAUAAGGAAAGGAGGAGACAAUAGAGAGCUGGACUGAUUGACUUAUGACUUCUGAGGGCUGUGGACAUUUUGGCUUGAGAACAGAAGAGAUUUCAAAGUCAGAGUAAACGCGGCUCAACAUGUAGAUGUUCUGCACGUUUCUGGUUAAACCUCCCCCCUUUCCCUCCUCCCCAGACUUGAAUCAUUUACCCUGCACGCCAGUCAGCAGAGACAAAUCUAAAUGUGUUUGGAUACAUCUGGGGGGUGCGUCUGAGAGGGAGAUGCACAGAGAAGAAGUGUGACAUGGUGCCGACCCAAAUUGACAGAGACGAGGAAAGAGAGGACUGUUCAGGGGCAGACUCGUCUCCAGCCAGACACAGGUAUUCUCUAUUUGAUACUACGAUCAGUCAGAAAAGGAUACAUGUUUAAUAGAACUACAGUCCAUAUAAUACUCUAAUUUUGUAAUUCAAAGUCUCUUUGAUGUGUGUGUUUGGCUUUGUAAUGUUAAAUAGUUAUUUCAUUUGAAAUUCCAAUGUGUACGGCUUCAUUCUUUUUAUUAUAUUAUAGUAUUUAAUAGAAGAAUCACCAGUAAUUAGCUUUGUGAGAAUAUAACUGUCUAAAGUGCAUUUGCAGAUUCAUGUUCCAAUAAAUGUAGUAAUACAAUAAGUAAUACUUAGGAGGCUGUCUCUGUAAACUAUAACUCACAGACAACACACCUCUGGUUGUUUACAACUGGAUCAAAUGCGUCAUUAAUGGUGUUCUUGAUUUAGAGCAACAGAUGAAGUGAAAGCCAUACGACUAACUGCUGAACCGUCACAAGCCAUAACCAUCCGAGACUAUAAUCAAUAAUAAUAAAACGCAGCGCUGUGCUUAGUAUCGAUGAGAAUCCCGUGGUCAGCCUGUCACUCACACACUUUGUUGCGUAUGUUACUGUGAGGAGAAAAUGUGAAGGCUCUGUCUAGAGAGAACGUACAUGAAGAUGGAGGAGGAGGAGGAGACAGACAUUUUGCCUGUCAGAGACUAAAGAAAAAGGAGCAACUAGAGACAACUGGCUGCUAACAGACUUAUAAGUGCUUCCUAAAUCAAAGGGGUCGCCCUGCUGUCAGAUAUACAAAAAGAGACAAAGACGUGACUGCUGGGUAUUGAUUGUGACUGAGUGCUCUACCUACUUAGACAGCAGAGGGGGAGACAGACAAUAACCUCUACCUAAGAGGGAGGCAGUAGCCACAGAGAGAAAGAGAGCAGGGGAGAAAUCCUCUUCCUCGACCCAUCUCGUCUUCAGGAUGGCGGGCUCAGCCAUGGCAUUCACCUUUGCGGCCUUCUGCUACAUGCUCACCUUGGUGCUGUGCGCUGCCCUCAUCUUCUUCGUCAUAUGGCAGAUCAUUGCAUUUGAUGAGCUCGGCACAGACUUCAAAAACCCCAUUGAUCAGAGCAAUCCCACCAGAGCGAGGGAAAGGAUUCUCAACAUUGAAAGAAUCUGCAACCUGCUCCGCAGAUUGGUGGUACCGGAGUACUCCAUCCACGGGCUCUUCUGCUUGAUGUUCAUGUGUGCUGCAGAGUGGGUCACACUUGGCCUAAAUGUCCCACUUCUCUUCUACCAUCUCUGGAGGUUUCUUCAUCGGCCAGCUGACGGCUCAGUGGUCAUGUAUGAUCCUGUCAGUGUGAUGAACGCCGACAUUCUCAAUUACUGCCAGAAGGAGUCCUGGUGUAAGCUAGGCUUUUAUCUGCUCUCUUUCUUCUAUUAUCUCUACAGUAUGGUCUACUCCUUGAUCAGCUUCUAGCAGACAGGAUAUCUGGAGAAAUAAAAGGACGUAUCAGUAAGAAAGACUCAGAGGAACAAAUGGAGACAUUAACUCUUCCUCUCUCCAUGUAUCUUUCCCGACACUGGCUUGAGUUGUCAACAGUUUAACAUUGGACAAACACAAGAAGACUUAUCUGAGUGAUCAUUUGAAUGUAAAGGACUCCAUUAUAUCACUUUGACCCAGACCAUGCUGUCAGACGACUGGACAAAGUUUGAAAGGACUGAAACAAAACAGAAAGAGGACGCGUCAGGUGUGUUGCCUUUGAACCAUUAUACGAAUCAACAGUACAUCUCUGAAGGGCUGGAGUUUUCCCAUGCUGCUCUUACUGAUCCAGUCGCUCAACUCACUGUGAAUCUCCAAACACUUAGGGGCUGGAAAACGAAAUAACAUGUCUGUAUUCUUUGACUUUGAAAAUGUACUAAGAGCAGGGUUGUUUUAGUAAGAUUACAUGUGCUUAAGAUGAGAGACAUCUGUAUUAUCAAACCACUGCUUUGAUUGUGUUAGAGGUGCAUAUAACUGUAAGAAACAGGUUCAAGUGUAUAGGAGGACUUUAAAGCACUGUAAGCAAUUGACACGGCUGGCAGGGGAAUGGAGAUGAACCAACACAACAUCUCCUUGACGCCACCCCCUACCAAAAGUCAAAUGUCACACUGUAUCUAAAACAACGAGGAAUAAUUAUAACUUUGACCGCGAGGGUCAGUGCUUGUGAUGUGCAUUUCAUAAUAGGUAUGUCCAUACAUGUAGGGAUGUAUUUUAGCUACAGGUUCAUGCUUUCCAAAGAGCUUCGUGCUCAGACAUUUAAUGCCAAAACAUAUAUCUGAAAAAAACAUUGUGCCAAAUCAAUUGGGGCGAGUGAAAGGAAACUAAUAGUGUGGCUUUUUCAACUACAUGCUAAGGCACUGUCAAGUUCUGUUCUCUAUUUUCACUUUCUGUAACACACAUUUCAUUUUGGCACAAUGUUUUUUAAUUGAUGAACAUUUAAAAAACAUGUAGAUCUGUUGUGGUUUGUUUUUUUUAAGUGACCUUUUUCCAGUUUAUUCUAACUUAUCAGCAUCUAUACUAUUGUCGUUUUUAGCACAGCAAAUGUACUCUGAUGUGAGGUAGAAUGUAGAAAUCUCAUGUACAAGAAGCAAUGAAAAACAGCAAACAAGCAAUGUGAUUGGAUUGAGAAGACAUUUCCAUGCAGUGUUAUUUAUGUAUGUAAUAACGGCGAGUGGGAUACAAGCGGCAGACGAGACAAUUAAUGCCUAUGACAAUGUUUCCGUUUUUCUCAGAAGUGUAAAGGCAGUGAUGUCCUCUCAUCACGUCUGCAAUCAUACAGACAGAAGUGACAUGCUGCUAAUGAUGGAGAUUCGUAAACAGUAAAGCCUUUCCUCAACUAGCCUUUGUUAUCAUGUGUUCAUUAGUUUGAUCUGUGAGUAGAUAAGUGAUGGUUCAAAUGUGUGAUUUUAAACAUCAGUAGAAAAUACAGAAGAUACUGGACCCUGAGAACAAACUGUGUUUGUCAUACGCCCGACACGUAGUAAAUGGUGGCAACAAUUCAUUGAUGCAAGUUUUAGUAUCACUAAUAUUCAGGAUGUUCUUUCAACCCUAAAUACAGAUCACAGUUAAGUCAUUAUUAUAUGUACAUAAAUCAUUUUCAAAUUGUGUGUAUGUUAGCCUAUGACAGGUUGAACUACAUUUCAAUUGGAAGCAGAGAUAGAAUAAGGCUGGCAUAUUUAUAAGUUAGUUGGUGUCAAUAAAUCCUAUGAGAAGACUUAAACCAAUGUGUAUUUCGUUUCGACUCCCCUAUUCUGUCUGUGGACCUCAGCCCCAAAAUGUGUUCCUAAAGUGUGAAAGAGGUUAAAAAUAUCUUAUUUAAUCUUAAAGGGUAAAUCAUUUCCAAGCUUGGUACUAUUGUUUUCAGAAAAUGUCACUCAAAGAAAUGUGAAAUGGAGCAUUUCAUGGGGCCUAUUUUCAGCAGGGGAUUGAUACACAUUGCUGCACUAGUGAGUAUUUACCAUUGACUUUAUUUGCAGCAGGACCCUGACGCACCAAACAUCCUUCUUAUCUUAUAUAAUAUCCUCAGUCUUGUCUUUUAAAUACGAAGUUGAUUCCAAAUUAAACAAUGUUUUAAAAAAUAAUGCUUUCAAAACAAUAUUAAAAUGUCCUCUGUAGUGAAUGCUUCUUACAGAUUAAAUGAUAUGACACUAAUUAAGAAAUCUGUGUGGUAGAGCUUCACCACAAACAAGUCCUGUGUCGAUCACAGUCUGUUUUUAUGUCACUUUGGAACAAAUGAAGGGUUUUAAAAGAACAACUCUUUUGAGAAUUUCAACCAAACUGCAGCAACUUUAAUAAUCUUCUGUGAGCGUUUUUGCACAGUAUCAACACUCUGCCAACAAUAUGAGUGUAUGGAGUCUGGACAAUCACUAUUAAAGCACAGUAACACGAGGACAACAUGAGAACUGCCGCUUGGUUGAAUGUCAUUAUGUAGUUGCUCUAAACAAAGCAUUUUAGAAAAUUGUAUUUGAGUAUAUGUAUUUGUAUCCGUCUUUUAUACAUUUGUCAUCAAUGUACGCUACAGUGAAUUUGGUGGAUUAUUUUAUAUUUAUUAGGUUACACUAUGACGUACAGUUAAUAAAGCGAUUCUCAUGCCGUAUUCUAAUAAAACAGUUGCCAAAAAAA